This is a messenger RNA of Galleria mellonella (greater wax moth), 1787 nucleotides long. RefSeq lists its product as uncharacterized. Lineage: Eukaryota; Metazoa; Arthropoda; Insecta; Lepidoptera; Pyralidae. The record is from RefSeq and is a predicted model, not a curated record. The transcript is spliced from 12 exons. Bases 319 to 1611 code for a protein of 430 amino acids.
GAAGAGUUACGUCAAAAUUCUGCAGAUUUUAAAAUAACAAUGUUUCCUUAAAUUAUUUAUUUUUAAAAUGAUGUGUACAUUCAACUAUUGUUAAAAUAAGACAGAGAAGUAUGUGCAAUUUAUAUUUAAUUGCAUUUACUUUAAAGUACCUCUUUAUUUAAAAAAUAAAAUGUAAAUGUCAAUUGGUGAUCUGAAGAAUAAAAAUGUUUUGUUAGUAAAAAUAAUAUUUAAAGACAACUAAAAGAAAUUUUAGUUAAAAUCCAUUAUUUCAGACAAUGACAUCUAGUCAAUGUAACACAAAACAUAAUCUCAACUACAAUGGGCGGACAUGAUAAGGAACAUUGUAAUAACAUCAAAAAUAAAAUAAAUCUACCAGAAAAUAAACUUAAAUUAAUGAACAGUGCAUCCGAUCAGAAUAUAUUUUUCACCUACGUGUGUCUGAUAAACGAUUUAAAGGCAACAGACACGAUUUAUAACAAAGGCCAUAAAAAAUCAUCUUUGAAUUUGAUGAACGAGGAAGCAGAAGAGACAAACCAAGAAGAACUUCCAAUACAAGUGGAGAGAUCGAAAGCACUUCACGAACUGAUCGAGUUUCAUAGAAAAGAUGACACAGACGUGGAAAAGGAACAUAAUGAAGCCGACUCAUCGACUACUUACCCUUCGACUACAUUUGGCGAUGAUAGUGAAUUGUCUGAAACUGAGGAUGCCAACAUUCAAAAUAGUAUAAGUCCUAAUAUACUAAAGCUUACCAAAAUGAAGUGGCUCACUGAGGAGCAAGAAGGAUCUCCAGAUUCUAGCUCACCCCUGCUUUCUCCCACAAAUUCCUCAACAAGUACGAAUGGUAGCAGAGAAUCAGAUGAUGGGAUUGAUCAGCGAGUCAGUGUCAACAAUAAAUACCUAUCCACCAUUCUCCGAUUGGAUAGAGAGCAUAACAUGUUCGGCCUAUCAAACAUAACAAUAGUCAAAUCUCGACCGUCAAGAAAAAUGCGGAAAAUCGACGAAAAGCCGGUUUUCCACCAAACGGCUAUAGUACAGAUUUGUUGUGGAAAAAAGUGUUGUAAACACAGGAGCAAAACUGAUCUUCCAGCUUCUUUAAAGUGUGGCGGUUGUCGCGGGUGUCGCAUUGAGCCGUCCCAUAUUUAUGGUGCUGAAACCUGCACACCAUCAGUAUGUACUCCAUGUCCCCCGGUAAAGUGUACAGUGGACUGCACCACUUGCUUCGGAAUGAAGAUAUCUCUUAAUCGUAAACCGAAAUUUGAACCAUCGCCAGUUGAGUUAACACCAAGAUCUAGCUGUAUUUUACAAAAGCCAAUCGCAGCAAGAUCCUGCCAUCACCUACCUCAGUGCAUUCCCCCGUCUUCGUGCUUCCCCUACCUGAUGCCUUGCUUCUGGCCAGCCAGGGCAGGGGCACCAUGUAACACGCCCGCGCGAUGCUUCCACAAUCCCCCCUGUCGGCUACCGAGAACACCUCAAAUUCCUUUACCUCUUGAAGAAACUUGUCCACCUAAAUGCGAAGAUAAAGCUGCUAAAACGAAAUGUCAAAAUCAAUCAUGUCCAGGGAACAAUCCUACAAUGGAGAAAGAAAUUGAAACUCGAUUCGGAAAGAAAUAAAAUAUGGCCGGCCCAAAUGAUAAAAGAUUUAGAACCUGUUCGUGUACAACUGUGAAUUAUCGAAAUAUAAUCAGAUUUUCUUUAUUUAUUUUUGAAUGCUAAACAAUCUCGACGUUAUUUUUUUACGAAAAAGAACAUAAUAAUUCAUAACACAACGAUCAAUAAAAAAAAUCACA